Messenger RNA from Drosophila grimshawi, 492 nucleotides. RefSeq lists its product as uncharacterized. The coding region runs from base 70 to 405 and encodes 111 amino acids. The transcript is spliced from 2 exons. Lineage: Eukaryota; Metazoa; Arthropoda; Insecta; Diptera; Drosophilidae. The record is from RefSeq and is a predicted model, not a curated record.
AGAUACGCACGCGUUGCAAGCAUACAAAGAGAUAGAGAUAGAGACAGAGAGAGAGAGAGAGAGAGAGAGAUGGACAUCGAAUAUGCCGUAGAGAAUGCUCACGAUGAGAACAUAUUGACGCAUGAAUUGCCGCUGGAAAAGGAGAUUUGGCAUUUUCAGUUGUGUUUAUCGUUCAUGUUGUCGCUGCUGGCGAUGCAGUCACAACCGGAUGAAGGCUUCGAUGACGAAACUCUCCUUUUGCGUGAACAGUUGCUGAGAUACAAGGCCGAAGUGGAUGCCCUGGAUCGCAAUGCCAACGAUUAUUACGAGAAGAAGGAGCUUCUGAUCUAUAAGAUAUUUUGUGAGUUUCGUGGCAUGGUCAAUGGGUCCGAGUUGCACGUGUAUCUCCCCUAUAUAGAUGAAUAAAAUGAGGCUGAAUUUUGUUGUUGUUGUUCACAGCACACAACACACAAUUCACAGUUCAGUUCAGCAGUCUUUACUUUAGCUGUGAAA